Molecule: messenger RNA, 2007 nt
Organism: Aspergillus terreus NIH2624
Lineage: Eukaryota; Fungi; Ascomycota; Eurotiomycetes; Eurotiales; Aspergillaceae
Product: copper amine oxidase
Exons: 4
Coding region: 1-2007 (668 amino acids)
Biological process (GO): amine metabolic process
Molecular function (GO): copper ion binding; quinone binding; primary methylamine oxidase activity
Source: RefSeq, a predicted model, not a curated record
AUGGCAGCAGUCCCGCAUCCCUUCGAUCCCAUCACGCCCGGGGAGAUCCACCUGGCCACCAGGAUUCUGGAGGCCGCCUUCCCCAAGGUGCCAUUGCGGUACAAGAAGAUCGAUGUGCAGGAGCCCAUUAAGAAGGAGGUUGUUCCUUUCAUUGAGGCCGAGAGACUGGGCAAGCCCUUACCGCCCAGACCGACUCGGCUGCUGCAGGUGCUGUUCCAUCGCAUGGACACCGGUGCCUUCUACAAGGCGCUGCUGAAUGCGGGAAAGCGGUCCGUUGUGUAUGCAAAGGAGCUCCCCAAGGAGAUCCAGGGGCCCGUUGACCCAGAUGAGCUCAUCGAGAUCGAGCAGCUGUGUCUCAACCACCCGGCGGUGAAGGCCGAAGUCGCCAAGAUGCAGCUCCCCAAGGGCGUGACUGUCUGCAACGACCCGUGGAUCUACGGAACCGAUGACCCCAAGGAGACGCGGCGGUUGUUCCAGUGCUAUAUGUACGUCGUGACGACCGACCACCCUCAGAACAACCACUAUUCCGUGCCGUGCAAGUUCUCGCCAGUCUUCGACGGUCUGACUCGGGAGCUGGUCCGUAUGGACUACCUUCCUGGUGGCCCGGAUGCCCAGACAACCGAGACUCAGCCGUGGAAACCGGUCGAGACCAUCCAAUAUGCCCACGACCUCCUGGGUGAACCUCUUCGGACGGACCUGAAGCCCUAUAUCGUGCAGCAGCCUGAAGGGCCAUCCUUCAACUUGCAAGGAAACGUUGUAUCAUGGCAGAAGUGGAGAUUCCACGUCGGUUUCAACAGUCGUGAGGGUCUUGUCAUUUACAAUGUCACUUAUGACAACCGCAACCUGUUCUACCGGCUGUCUGUGUCGGAAAUGACCGUGCCUUAUGGAGAUCCCCGCGCACCCUACCAUCGUAAGCAAGCCUUCGAUGUUGGUGACGUUGGAUUCGGCAUCACAGCGAACCAGCUGUCGCUGGGAUGUGAUUGCCUCGGCCAUAUCAAGUAUUUCGAUGGAUAUCGGGCCGAUUCCAAAGGCACUCCAGUGCACCUCCAGAACGUCAUCUGCAUGCACGAACAGGACAAUGGUCUUCAGCACAAGCACACGAACUACCGCACCGGCGCCGCGACUGUUGUCCGCAACCGCCAACUCGUCCUGCAGAUGAUCGCCACUGUUAGCAACUACGAAUACGUCUUCGUCUUCAUCUUCGACCAAGCCGCCAACAUCGAGCUGGAAGUCCGCGCGACCGGCAUUCUCCUCGACGGUGCCCUUUCGACAACCAGACUCCUCGGCAUCCACCGUUCCCAUGGAGGCACCAACGUCGGGCCCGGCGUCAUGGCGCCGUUCCACCAGCACAUGUUCUCCUUCCGGAUGGACCCCGCGAUCGACGGCCACAAAAACACAGUCUUCUACCAAGACAGCGUCCCCAUGCCCGAGGACGAGAAUAACCCGUGGAAGGUGGGCUACACGACGGAAGAGACGGUCCUGCGGAAGAGCGGCACGGCCGACACCAGCGUCGAGCGGCACCGCGUGUUCAAAAUCCGCAACGACUCCAUCAUCAACCCCAUCACCUACAAGCCGGUGUCGUAUAAGCUGAUGGCCUCGCCGAGUCAGAUGCUGCUGGCGAGCCCGCGCUCGUUCGGGGUGAAGCGUGCCAUGUUCGCAACUAAGCCGAUCUGGGUCACCAAGUACCAGGAUGACGAGCUCUACGCCGGCGGCGAGUUCACCAACCAGAGCAAGGAGAGCCAGGGCGUUGAGAAGUGGGUGCAGCGGAAUGACAAUGUUGAGAAUGAGGAUGUUGUCCUGUGGCAUACCUUCGGCCUGACCCAUAACCCCCGCAUUGAGGAUUUCCCCGUCAUGCCUAUGGAGCGGGUAAGCGUCAUGCUUCGUCCGGAUGGCUUCUUCACCAAGAACCCGGCGCUUGAUGUGCCCCAGUCGACUCAGUCGUUCAACAAGUCAACCUUGCAUCCGGAGCCUGCGGCGUGCUGUGGGCCAGCGAAGGGGAAGCUCUAG